UUCGAGGAAGAGAGAAGCCUCCAUUCCGCAGGAGUAAUGGUGAUGGAAAAAAAGAGAGCCAGAAGGGUGGAGAAAGAAGAAGAAGAAGAACGCGAGCGGGGCAACGAGUUUGCGAAGCUGCCGAAGGAGUGCAUCCUCCACGUUUUCUCCUUCGCGACACCUCGUGACUCGUGCAGGUCGGCUGUCGUCUCCAAGGCUUUCCUCUCCUGCACGGGGACCGAUGCCCUGUGGGAGCGUUUCCUGCCGUCGGAUUAUGCCGAGAUCCUAUCGCGGGCCGUUAAUCCCGUCUCCUCCCCCUCCUCCAAGAAGGAGCUCUAUUUUGGUCUCUGCAAGCCCAUCCUCAUCGACGGCAGAAAACUGAGCUUUCAUUUGGAGAGAUCGACCGGGCGCAAGUGUUACAUGGUGUCUUCGAGUAUCAUGUAUAUGGCAUGGCGGCACGUAUGGCGACACUGGAGAUGGAUCUCACAUUCAGACUCCAGGUUUGGAGAGGUGGCAGAGCUUGUAUCCGUUUGUUGGCUUGAAAUCACUGGCAGCAUAAAUAGUGGACUGCUCUCUAAGAAGACGUUGUAUACAGCUUAUAUGGUCUUCAAGUUGGCCUCCGGCGCAUAUGGCCUCAAUUCCCCUCCGCAGAAAGUCUCGGUCAGCUUGGGAACCUAUUCAUCCGAUAGUUUCAUUACUCUACAGCAGGAUGAUGACGAUGAUGACGACGACCAGGAGGAGGAGGACGAGAAAGGAAAGAGGAAGCUGAGGGACGAUGGUUGGAUGGAGAUCGAGCUGGGUGAUUUCUACAACGAUGAAGGGGAUAAAGGGGAAGUAAGGAUCCACCUGAGCCAGUGCGAAGCCCUGCAUUUCAAGCAUGGACUCCUCAUCGAGGGACUUGAGUUCAGACCCAAGAUUUAAGGAGGACAUGCAUGCGCACUAGCCAGGAGGAGACUCGAUGACUCUUUUAAAGAACUUGAACCUUGCUUUUCAUGAUCCAUUUCAUCAUGAGCUGAUAGAGAGAGAAACUCUGGGCUUCUAAGCUUAUUUCAUAUAUAAUAAACUUCACUGUUAUUAAUCGUACUAAUUAUUUUGUUAGAAAAAGAUUCUAGUCA
Musa acuminata subsp. malaccensis (wild Malaysian banana) is the source of this 1094-nucleotide messenger RNA. Its product is annotated as F-box protein PP2-B11-like. The record is from RefSeq and is a predicted model, not a curated record. Gene Ontology annotation, molecular function: protein binding. NCBI's taxonomy places the organism in Eukaryota, Viridiplantae, Streptophyta, Magnoliopsida, Zingiberales, Musaceae.